UAAGAGAAGAAAAAAAAAAAAAAAAAAGAAGCUGUAAUGACUUCUGUAGCUGCUUCAUUUUCAUCUUGUUUCCAUGGCGAAAGCUUAUCUUCUUCUAUUUUCACCCCAUCUACCUCCUGUAACGGCGUCACUGGUAGAAAAAGAUUUAUUGUUUUUGCCAAGAGAUUAUCAGGCUUGGAGGAAGCUAUGAGAAUAAGAAAGGAACGCGAACAAAGAACUUCAUCGCCAAUUAAACGUAGAACACCAUUGAGGCGUUUAAAGGUAUCACCACGUCUUCCUGUGCCUGAUGACAUACUGAAGCCUCCUUAUGUAAGCUCUAAAAUAUUACCAGAGAUUGCAAGUGAGUUCCAAAUUCAUGAUGAAGAAGGGAUUGCUCGUAUGAGGGCUGCUUGUGAGCUGGCUGCACGGGUUUUGGAGCAUGCAGGAACUUUAGUUAGGCCUUCAGUGACGACAAAUGAAAUUGACAAAGCGGUACACCAAAUGAUUAUAGAUGCUGGUGCUUACCCUUCACCUCUUGGUUAUGGGGGAUUCCCAAAAAGUGUGUGCACAUCGGUCAAUGAAUGCAUGUGCCAUGGAAUACCCGACUCCCGUCAACUGCAGGAUGGAGAUAUAAUAAAUAUUGAUGUCACUGUCUACUUAAAUGGUUAUCAUGGUGACACCUCAAGGACAUAUCUAUGUGGAAAUGUCGAUGAUGCUACAAAACGCCUUGUGAAGGUUACCGAAGAGUGCUUGGAAAGAGGUAUUGCUGUUUGCAAAGACGGAGCUCUUUUCAGGAAAAUUGGGAAAAGGAUUAGUGAACAUGCUGAAAAAUUUGGCUAUGGUGUCGUGGAACGUUUUGUGGGGCACGGUGUAGGGACCGUAUUCCAUUCAGAGCCACUUAUAUUUCAUCACCGUAAUGAGAGGCCUGGUAGCAUGGUUGAAGGUCAAACAUUCACCAUUGAACCAAUUCUUACACUUGGAACGACGGAGUGUUUUACAUGGGAAGAUAACUGGACCACCCUAACAAAGGAUGGCAGCCCUGCUGCUCAGUUUGAACAUACCAUUUUGAUCACUAAAACCGGUGCUGAAAUCUUGACAAAGUGUUGAAGAUUUCACAAUUGCCUGUGAUAUUUGUAUUGUUGUCAAAUCAAUUAGUUAUGCGAUAUCUUCAGCAAGCAGUGCUGAUUUUUAAGAAAGGAAAACAAAUUUACUAGAUUAUAUGUUGUAUAGAAUUAGUCAAUUAGAGACGCAUUCAUGCUGACAUGAUUUUUUAUGCUAUACUGUAUGUUUUCCAUGUGUUUAUAAACUUUGUUAGAACUUA
Messenger RNA from Erigeron canadensis, 1300 nucleotides. RefSeq names its product methionine aminopeptidase 1B, chloroplastic. NCBI's taxonomy places the organism in Eukaryota, Viridiplantae, Streptophyta, Magnoliopsida, Asterales, Asteraceae. Gene Ontology annotation, molecular function: metalloaminopeptidase activity. The record is from RefSeq and is a predicted model, not a curated record. Bases 37 to 1086 code for a protein of 349 amino acids. Gene Ontology annotation, biological process: proteolysis. The transcript has 10 exons.